GACAGGUCAAGGGUCAGUGAUUGAGUCAGACGUGCACACGCGAAAAUUUUUAUAUCACAGGAUUUCAACUUCAAGACGUCAUCCUGAAGGUCAAGAUGUUCCAGAAACCCUUCAGAGUCAAGUCCAAGACGGUCAUCCGUGGUUCCGAUAGGAGGAAACUUCGAGCAGAUGUAGGGAAGGCUCUCCCCUCACUAGCAGAAGAACAACUGCAGGAACUGGUACCCACCAAGGAAGACAUGUCUACCAUGAAGAUUUACACUCACUCUGGCAGGAACGUCACGGUCUACUGUCUGGGGAACAACCCUGUCUUCUUUGAGAUGGACAAGAACGUCUUCCCUACAGUGUACAGCUUGUGGAGAGUACCUGACAUGUUACCCUGUCUCACCACCUGGACUGAUGUACUCAAGAACCUCUGUGGAGGGGCAGACCUGAUGUUGCCCGGAGUGAUACCAGGAGAGGAGGGGCUGCCUGUGAUUGAGAAGAACAGCCUGUGUGCCGUCUCACUUCUGGGGAACAGAGCCCCCAUUGCGGUAGGCAGGACCACGAUGUCAUCAUCUCAGAUGCAGGAGUGUGGGAUGAAGGGGAAGGGAGUCACUGUGCUGCACACGUACCUGGAUCAGCUCUGGGAACAUGGUGACCAGACCCCCCUCCCCACCAUGGCUACCCAGCAGUCCUGUCCUGAAGGUCAUGUGCCUGACCUUGACUCAGGAGAUGCAACAUCAGAGGAACAACUGCAAGGACAACUUGCUGCAGAAGCCUCAAGCACCACGGACACUGUACCUAUAGAAAACCUGGUCUUAAAUGAUGACCUUGGUGAUGAAGGUGACCUUGAGAAAGUAAAUGACCUUGAUACAGAGAUUACUGUAGGUGGAGUGAAGGAUGAUGGGAAUGAAUGUGGAGAGGAAGAAGGAGAGACAAGAGAUGAGGAGGAUGAGGUAUCUCCUGUCGACCAAAUGGACUCUCUCCUGUACCAGUGCUUCCUCCACGCCCUGAAGACAAACGUGAAGAAGACUGACCUUCCCCUCCUCACCAGUAAACUCCUUAGAGGCCACAUGCAGCCUUGUUGCUGUCCAAGUUCCUCCAGGCCAUGCAGACCCAGGGGUUAAUCCAGGUCAAGGAGCUGUCCAAGGGUGUGGAGAGUGUGGUGGAGGUCAACAGAGGUCAUGAAGA
This is a messenger RNA of Branchiostoma floridae (Florida lancelet), 1170 nucleotides long. Its product is annotated as eukaryotic translation initiation factor 2D-like. Gene Ontology annotation, biological process: formation of translation preinitiation complex. The record is from RefSeq and is a predicted model, not a curated record. Bases 96 to 1106 code for a protein of 336 amino acids. NCBI's taxonomy places the organism in Eukaryota, Metazoa, Chordata, Leptocardii, Amphioxiformes, Branchiostomatidae. Gene Ontology annotation, molecular function: translation initiation factor activity; RNA binding. The transcript has 8 exons.